ACUUUCCAAAUACCCACCGGACAACAACAUGGUUAUGUGGCAUGGAGUAAAAAAAUUCGGCGCUAUUGCAUUGGGCACAGGUGCCGGAUUGGGUGCCUAUUAUUAUCAAAAAUUGCGUGACAACCAGCAAAAUGUACAAAUGUCAUGGACCAACAGCGAUAAGCCGGUAAAUCCCUGUGCCUUGUGGGAUAGCAAUUGGGAUUGUAGAAGUCCCAAGAGUCUGGUGAAACCUUUGAAAAAUGAUACACCCCAGGAACAGAAUCGUUAUAAUAGCGAACUGGAAAAGGCUACACCGAAGGUGGCACGCCACAUAAUUCUUAUACGACAUGGUGAAUAUUUGGAUUUGGGGGAUACAGAUGAUACACAUCGUCUGACAUCAAGGGGUCGUCUGCAGGCUCAAUAUACCGGGAAGCGAUUACAGGAAUUGGGUAUAAAAUGGGAUAAGGUGAUAGCCUCGACAAUGACCAGGGCCCAGGAAACAUGUGAUAUAAUAUUGAAAGAAAUUGAUUUCGAUCCCAAGGAUGUGAAACAUUGUCAAUUUAUAAGGGAGGGGGCACCGAUACCACCCCAGCCCCCGGUGGGUCAUUGGAGGCCAGAGGAAUCGCAGUUCUUUCGUGAUGGUGCCCGCAUCGAAGCUGGUUUUCGACGUUAUUUCCAUCGUGCCUCACCCUCGGAUAAACAUGAUACGUACACAUUAAUUGUGGGCCAUGGUAAUGUUAUACGUUAUUUUGUUUGUCGUGCCCUGCAAUUCCCCCCCGAAGCAUGGUUGCGAAUUUCCAUAAACCACGCCUCUAUUACAUGGCUAACCAUACAACCUUCUGGAAAUGUGAAUAUUAAAUAUUUGGGGGAUACGGGUUUUAUGCCGGCCCAAUAUUUAACGCAUCGCAUACCACGUGAUGCCAAGAAUGUAGUAUAAGUU
Molecule: messenger RNA, 919 nt
Organism: Musca vetustissima
Lineage: Eukaryota; Metazoa; Arthropoda; Insecta; Diptera; Muscidae
Gene: Pgam5
Product: serine/threonine-protein phosphatase Pgam5, mitochondrial
Exons: 2
Coding region: 29-916 (295 amino acids)
Biological process (GO): positive regulation of mitochondrial fission
Cellular component (GO): mitochondrion
Source: RefSeq, a predicted model, not a curated record